This is a messenger RNA of Exaiptasia diaphana, 1693 nucleotides long. Its product is annotated as alanine aminotransferase 2-like. Gene Ontology annotation, molecular function: pyridoxal phosphate binding; L-alanine:2-oxoglutarate transaminase activity. The transcript is spliced from 12 exons. The record is from RefSeq and is a predicted model, not a curated record. NCBI's taxonomy places the organism in Eukaryota, Metazoa, Cnidaria, Anthozoa, Actiniaria, Aiptasiidae. The coding region runs from base 70 to 1503 and encodes 477 amino acids. Gene Ontology annotation, biological process: biosynthetic process.
GUGACAGGGUUUUCUAUCUACUGUGAUCGCUCAAAACCAGAAGUCUUGCUCAAAACUUUGAUAGAGAAGAUGUCAACUUCUAACAUAGUUAACCCUGCGUACGGAAGGAUAGAUUAUCCUUUACGGGGUCCUUUAUCCAGAAGAGCUGAACAGAUUUCGCGAGAACUAAAAGAAGGUGUCAAGAAGCCAUUUGAUAAAUGCAUAAAACAUCUUGGAGAUCUUCAUUGCUUGAAAGCACAGAAACCUUUGACAUUUGUACGACAGGUUUUUAGUUUGUUGAUGUAUCCCGAUCUCCUUAUGGAUGAUCCAAGGUUWCCUCAAGAUGCAAAGGAAAGAGCUGAUGAGAUUCUCAGCAAUAAAGGAGGAUACAGCAUUGGAUCCUACACAGAAUCAGAAGGUAUGCCUGUGAUAAGACAACAUAUUGCAGACUUCAUCACACAAAGAGACGGCUAUCCCACUGAUCCAUCRAACAUUUUUAUGACCAAUGGUGGUUCAGUGGCAAUCCAGAUUAUAUUCCGUGGGAUGGCGAAUGGAAAAGAAGGGAAUGAAAGAGAAGGCUACUUUGUUGCAUUUCCACAAUACAGCUUGUAUUGCGGCAAAUCACUUGAACUAGGAUCAUACRUGAUUCCUUAUUACUUGGAUGAAGACAAUGACUGGCAAAUUGAUACCAGUGAACUGGAAAGUCUUUUUCUUGAAGCCAAGUCACACUGCAUACCAAAAAUGUUUGUUCUUACAAAUCCAGGAAAUCCAACAGGUCACGUCUUGCCCCGUAAAAAYAUCGAGGAUGUCAUCAAGUUUUGCCACAGAAAUAAACUUGUGUUGUUUGCUGAUGAAGUUUACCAAGACAACAUUUACACAGAGGAGUUGCCAUUUUACUCGUGUCGUCAGGUCAUGUUUGAGAUGGGACCUGAAUAUACAGAUUUAAAGUUAAUUUCACUGCACUGCAGUGCAAAAGGAUGCUUUGGAGAAGCAGCUGCAAGAGGUGCUUAUUUUGAACUUCAUCAUUUUAAUGAACAUGAAAAACAUUGCUUUUACAAGAAACUUACAAUGAGUUCUUCUCCAAAUAUUCUCGGCCAGGUUGCAAUGAGUCUAAUGUGCAARCCUCCACAACCUGGGGAUGAAUCGUAUGAUUUGUAUAUCAAAGAGAAAACGGCAAUCAUGGAUUCUUUACGAGAAAAGGCUGUCAUGACAAGAGAAAUCCUAAACCAGCUCCCUGGCAUCACUUGUAAUAGAGUUACUGGUGCUUUUUAUGCAUUCCCUAAGCUCACUCUCCCCCCCAGAGCUAUUGAGGAAGCAAAGCGUCAAGGUGUUGAGCCUGACUAUCUCUAUGCAAUUGGCCUGCUUGAAGAGACUGGUAUAGUAGUCAUGAAUGGUGCUGGAUUUGGACAGAAAAAAGGAACCUCACAUUUUCGAAUUACAAUCCUGCCACCAAUGGAAGAUGCAGUUCCAAUGUUUGAAAGGAUGAAGAAAUAUCAUUUAGAUUUUAUGAAGAAGUAUUCUUAGUCGAGGGAAAUUAUUUUUGARUAGAUUUUAAUGAGUACCUUUUAAUAAAAUAAAUAUAUUAUUAGCUGAAUUUUUAUAGCACUUAUAUCAUUACAGAAUCCUGGAAAAAUGUUGCAAAAGUAAUUUAUUAGACUAAGUAUUUCUAAGAAAAAGAGCUCGUUUUUCAAAAAGAUAUGAAUAACUUAUGAUU